This is a messenger RNA of Emericellopsis cladophorae, 1443 nucleotides long. Its product is annotated as Palmitoyltransferase-like protein. The coding region runs from base 1 to 1443 and encodes 480 amino acids. The transcript has a single exon. Gene Ontology annotation, molecular function: palmitoyltransferase activity. The record is from RefSeq and is a predicted model, not a curated record. NCBI's taxonomy places the organism in Eukaryota, Fungi, Ascomycota, Sordariomycetes, Hypocreales, Bionectriaceae.
AUGCUCAACUGGUCCUACACCACCGCCGUCUUUACGAAUCCCGGCUCGACGACCAACGACGACGGCUACAGCGUCCUGCCCAUGAACCAAAGCAACCAGAACAAUGCGACCUCCUUCACCGUCAAGUCGAAUGGCGAAUACCGCUUCUGCAAGAAGUGCCAGGCCCGCAAGCCCGACCGCGCGCAUCACUGCUCGACGUGCCGACGCUGCGUGCUCAAGAUGGACCAUCACUGCCCCUGGCUGGCGACGUGCAUCGGCUUGAAGAACCACAAGGCCUUUCUGCUGUUCCUCAUCUACACGACGGUGUUCUGCCUCUACUGCUUCGCUGUUAGCGGAUGGUGGACGUGGGUGGAGAUCCUCAAAAACACUCGCUACAUGGACACCCUGUUGCCCGUCAACUUUAUCAUGCUGGCCGUCAUGAGCGGCAUCAUUGCGCUCGUCGUCGGGGCCUUUACCGCUUGGCACAUCCACCUGGCCUCGCGCGGGCAGACGACCAUUGAAUGUCUUGAGAAGACGCGCUACUUGUCGCCCUUGCGCAAGACCUUUCACCAGGCCCACGAUCCUGCCAACCACGUCCCUCUCGCGGCACAGCAGAUUGUGGACUUCCACGCCAACGCCGUCCCUGGCGUGACGAGGCCCGAGGAGGGCGAGGAGCGCCGCACGAUGGAGCUGCCCCGUACCGGUUCGAACCUAGAUGGCGCUCGGCCUGUGCACAUGAGUUACGCCGAGAGGGAGGCGGAGCAAUCGAGGAAACGCUACGACGAGUACCUGGACGAGCAAGAUUCUUCCAAGUUACCGAAUGCAUUUGAUCUCGGUUGGAGACGUAACCUACAGCACCUUUUCGGGCCCGACCCAUGGCUGUGGCCGGUCCCCGUUUGUAAUACCACCGGUGACGGCUGGGCUUGGGAGCCUAGCCCUCGUUGGCUGGAGGCACGAGAACGUCUUCGCGCCGAGCGCGAACAGCAACGCGCCCGCGAGGUCAGUGCUGGAUGGGGCGGUGACUUUGGCCUAGCCGUCGAGGAACCGCCCGUGAUCACCCGUGUCCACGCCUCUGGUGCAGGAAGGCACUUCUCCGAGGACAGGCACAGCAGCCCCUCGCCCCGCGACGGACUCCGACGCACGCCCAGCAAGGCCGACCGCAUUUUGGGGCGCGAUCCGAACCUGUACGCAGAUGGGCCACAGUCCGAAGACGUACCGCUCCGACGACUCAGUCCGCGUGGACGGUCCGUCGAGGACGAGCUCGACGAGAUUGACAGGGAAGACGAACAGUUUGUCGAAAGCCUGGACAGGGACGAAGCCGAGCGCCGCGCAAUGAACGUGGUCACUAACGGUGGCUGGGGCCGUGGCGGCGCGAGCGGCAUGUUGCGCAAGCAGCACAGUCACAGCAGCGGGCGAGGCACAGGCUCAUCCAGUCCGCGCUAUCUGGAUGACGGGGUAGACUGA